AUGGGAUGGGAGUGCCCACAAAGACAAACAACUGCAGAUUUCUUGACUUCAUUAACCAAUCCUGCCGAAAGAGUAGCAAGACCAGGAUUUGAGAAUGGUCUUCCUUACACAGCCAAAGAAUUUGAAACAUACUGGAAGAAUUCUCCACAAUACAAGAAAUUAGUUGCCGAUAUUGAAGAAUAUUUCCAGAAGACUGAUAAUGGUAGCCAUGGUGAAGAAUAUCAUCAAGCACAUGUUGCAAGACAGUCAAACCAUAUUUCUUCAAAAUCUUCAUUCAUAGUGUCAUUCUUCAUGCAAACUAGAUACAUCAUGGGUAGAAACAUAUUGAGACUUAAGCGUAACCCAUCUGUUGCAAUGCAGUCUAUCACUGGUCAAGCAUUUAUAGGUAUAACUUUAGGUUCUAUGUUCUACAACUUAAGUGCUACCACGGGUACCUUGUAUUACAGAUGUGCUGUUUUAUUUGGUGCUGUUUUAUUUAAUGCUUUUUCUUCUAUUUUAGAAAUCAUUUCCUUGUUUGAAGCAAGACCAAUUGUUGAAAAGCAUAAACAGUAUGCAUUAUAUCGUCCAUCUGCCGAUGCAUUAGCAGGUAUUAUUACUGAGUUACCAACCAAAUUUUUGCUGUCUGUUGCCUUUAAUUUAUUCAUUUACUUUUUGCCUAACCUUAGACGUGAUGCUGGUAGGUUUUUCUUCUUUUGGUUGAUGUGUAUUAUGUGUACUUUGGUCAUGUCACAUUUAUUCAGGUCCUUGGGUGCAGUUUCUACAACAUUUGCAGGGGCAAUGACACCAGCAACUGUACUAUUGCUAGCUAUGGUGAUUUUUGCCGGAUUUGUUCUUCCUACUCCAAGUAUGUUGGGAUGGUCUAGAUGGAUAAACUAUUUGAAUCCAAUAGCAUAUGUUUUUGAAUCAUUAAUGGCAAACGAGUACAGCGGUCGUGAUUUCGAAUGUUCAGAAUUUGUUCCGUCUGGUCCAGGCUAUCCCGAUACCAAUAGUAUUCAUAGAAUUUGUGCUACAACAGGUAGUAAGGCAGGCUUAAGUGUUUUACAUGGAGAUGACUAUUUGGCUGUUUCGUAUGAGUACUAUAAUUCUCAUAAAUGGAGAAAUUUCGGUAUCAUUGUUGGAUUCAUUGUAUUUUUCUUAUUUCUAUAUAUCAUUUUAACAGAAUUCAACAAAGGCUCAAUGCAAAAAGGUGAAGUUGUAUUGUUUUUAAAGAGUUCAUUAAAAGACCAAAAGAGGAAAUCUAAUAAGGUUGCAUCUAAAUCAAAUGAUCUUGAAAACUCCACUGUUCCAAAUGAGAAGAUUUCACAAAAGGAUCAAUUGGAUGCAAACAAAGAGGAAA
Messenger RNA from Debaryomyces fabryi, 1336 nucleotides. RefSeq lists its product as uncharacterized. The annotation marks the transcript as partial. The record is from RefSeq and is a predicted model, not a curated record. Gene Ontology annotation, molecular function: ABC-type transporter activity; ATP binding. Gene Ontology annotation, cellular component: membrane. The transcript has a single exon. Gene Ontology annotation, biological process: transmembrane transport. NCBI's taxonomy places the organism in Eukaryota, Fungi, Ascomycota, Pichiomycetes, Serinales, Debaryomycetaceae.